AUGACGAAGAAGAAAGAUACAAAGCAGCCUGCGUAUGCAUGCAGUGGUCGGAUCUCCCAUUUCACUUCCGUUCCAUUGAUUCGAUCGAACUUGAAGCGCAGCAGCCUUCCUCACCGAGCCCUCAUCUCAUCUCUCUGUGUCGAAUUCCGGCCAGCCACCGGCCCACCACCACACCAUACUAUCUCCUCUGACUCUCCAGCCUUCCUUCACCACGCAGCCACCGCCACGCCACCGCUCUCUCUCUCUCGCGAUCUUUCUCUCUCGGGCGAUUUUCUCUCACAUCACAGAACUCUCGAUCCAGCACCAGCACCGAAUAGUGCAGCUACAGUUCUAUAUUUAUUUUUUGGGCUGAGGUUAUUUUACAUUGCUUGGAGAUCAUCAGAUUCUAAAUCUUCCCAGAAGAAAGAAAUUGAAGAAGCUCAUUGGUUUUCCCUUGAGUUAGCCAUGAAAGUACUAGGCAUUUACGAGAAGUGGGAAUAAUCUCAUAAUUCAGAGUUGUUCUGAAUUGACUGCCUGCAUUAUUCCUGAUGUCUGAUCACUUUUUAUAUCCUUUUGUCUUCAUCGCGUUUAUGAGCUUACAACAUGAAUUUUGUCCCUUUGCCAGUCUAUUUUGUUAUUUUUGCUAUCUAAAUUUGUUUCCAUGGUGUUGUAACUUGUAACUAAAAGGUUCAGAUACUGCAAAAGUGCGAUUUCUUAUUAUCGAUGUGAUCAAGAUUUAAGUUGUUUUGUGUGUC
Malus domestica (apple) is the source of this 734-nucleotide messenger RNA. Lineage: Eukaryota; Viridiplantae; Streptophyta; Magnoliopsida; Rosales; Rosaceae. The record is from RefSeq and is a predicted model, not a curated record.